Paramuricea clavata is the source of this 1755-nucleotide messenger RNA. The record is from the annotation of a GenBank genome assembly. NCBI's taxonomy places the organism in Eukaryota, Metazoa, Cnidaria, Anthozoa, Malacalcyonacea, Plexauridae.
AUGGCGAAAUUUAAGACCCCAGAAAUGUCUUGGAUUGUACAAGAUUUAAAUCAAGAAUGGCGUCGAUUCUAUAGACAAGCAAUGUGUAUUUUCGAAGGUCCUUUACACGAAAAAGAGGACAACGUUAAAGUCAGCUAUGUAAAGUUGUGGGUAGGCGAUAAAGGACUUGAUGUAUUUGAAGGAUUUACAUUUGCCCAACCCGCCGAUGCAAAGAAAUUAGACAUUGUACUAAAGAAAUUCGAGGACUAUUGUACUCCACGUAAGAACUAUAUCAUGGCCGCUUUGAAAUUUAAUGAAAGACGUCAAGGAGAUAACGAGAGUUUUGAGUCAUUCGUAACAGACCUCAGGAUUCUGGUAAAAGAUUGUGGUUAUAAAGACGAGGAACGUAUGGUUCGUGAUGCAAUCGUUUUUAGUUGUAAACACACGAAGGUUCGUGAGAAGUGUAUCGAUUUGGCCGAUACUUUGACAUUAGAAAAGGCUAUUGAAAUCGGACGAAGCCAUGAAGCCAAUUUAGCUAGCUUAAAGAAACUCACGAAGGACGAAGACCCGGGCAUUAAUGCCAUUAAACCGGACAGUACAGUACCGUCAGCGAGACCCUCGAAAUUGUCGAUACUCUCAAAUAAAUUGCACACAGAGCGAGAAAACCCGAGUGGUGGAUUGGACAGCAUGUCGAAGGACAGAUGUGAAAGAUGUGGUUUCGAUAAAAAUCACCAGAGAUGCCCAGCAAUGGGUCAACAGUGUAGACGAUGCCAAAAGAUGAAUCACUAUGCAAAGGUCUGCCGAGCCAAACCAGUCAACAACGUACAGUUACAGGGAAAAGAGGACACUAGUUCCGAGGACAGUGACUCAUCCUUAUUUGUAUAUGCAAUUGAGUCAACCAUUCCAUCUGAGAAUGAACAAUUUUACGAAACUGUUGAUGUAGAAAAUAUCAAAGUUAAAUUUCAGUUGGACAGUGGGGCAAAAGCAAAUGUUAUGUCUUUUAAGACCUAUAACAACCUCAAGUGUACAUCUCUCCGCCCACUGAAGAAAACAAAUACUGUCUUGGUUUCUUUUUCCAAGCACAAAUUAAAUCCAUUCGGAGAAGUUGUGUUAAAAGUAAUGUAUAAAGACCACACAGAAGAUAUAAAAUUUUUUGUUGUGGAAUCUGAAGUUGAAUCUUUUCUUAGUGGAAACACUUGUGUCAAACUUGGUUUGCUGAAGAGAGUUUACCAAGUUGUAAGUCAAGAAGCAUCAUUAAAGAAAGUUAAAUUGGAUGACUACCCUGAGCUGUUCAAAGGAUUAGGAUGCUUACCUGGUGAUUAUCAUAUCGAACUAAACGAAGGUGCUACCCCUGUUGUCCAUGCUCCAAGAAAAGUACCAAUUCCACAGAGAGAAAAAGUUAUCGAAGAGCUGAAAAGAAUGGAAAGACUUGGUGUGAUCGUGCGACAGGAAGAAGCGACAGAUUGGGUCAACUCGAUGGUCGUGGUUCAAAAGCCUAAUGGUGCAGUGAGACUGUGUAUUGAUCCGAGGGAUUUGAAUGCCGCUAUGAAAAGAUCCCACCAUCCGAUGAAGACUGUGGAUGAAGUCGCCAGUCGUCUCGAAGGUGCUAAUACCUUUAGCAUAUUGGAUGCAAAGAAUGGUUUCUGGCAACUGAAGUUGGAUGAAGAGUCUUCACUCCUCUGCACCUUCAACACACCAAUAGGACGGUAUAGAUUUACAAGGCUACCUUUUGGAGUAAAAUGGUGCCCCAGAGAUCUUCCAAAGAACCAUGGAUAG